Stegostoma tigrinum is the source of this 6248-nucleotide messenger RNA. RefSeq lists its product as uncharacterized. The record is from RefSeq and is a predicted model, not a curated record. Gene Ontology annotation, biological process: regulation of transcription by RNA polymerase II. The transcript is spliced from 18 exons. Gene Ontology annotation, molecular function: RNA polymerase II cis-regulatory region sequence-specific DNA binding; DNA-binding transcription factor activity. Lineage: Eukaryota; Metazoa; Chordata; Chondrichthyes; Orectolobiformes; Stegostomatidae. Bases 3 to 6122 code for a protein of 2039 amino acids.
CCAUGGAGAAGCCAUGUAAAUGUGUGGAGUGCGGAAAAGGAUUCAGAUUUCCAUCCAGGCUGGACGUUCAUCGGCGCAAACACACUGGAGAGAAACCAUUUACCUGCUCCACGUGUGGAAAGGGAUUUGCUCGUUUAUGCAGCUUACAGAUACAUCAGAGAACUCACACUGGGGAGAAAUCAUUCACCUGCGCCAAGUGUGGUAAGGGGUUUGCUCAUUUAUCCAGUUUACAUGUGCACCAGCGAAUUCACACCGGGGAGAAACCGUUCAUCUGUACCAAGUGUGGUAAGGAGUUUGCUCAUUCAUCAACUUUACAUGUACACCAGCGAAUUCACACUGGGGAGAAACCAUUCACCUGCUCCGACUGUGGGAAGGCAUUUGCUCAGUCUUCCAAGUUAUAUCGUCAUCGGAGAAUUCACACCGGCGAGAAACCAUUCAUCUGCUCGGACUGUGGGAAGGGGUUCGCUCGAUUAUCCACCUUACAGGUACACCAGGGAACACAUUCCGAAGAAAAAAUGUUCACGUGCUCGAAGUGUGAGAAGAGAUUUCCUCAUUUAUCCAGCUUGCAGGUACACCAGAGACAUCAUGCCAGGGAGAAAUCAUUCAUCUGCACCACAUGUGGUAAGGGAUUUGCUAAUUUAUCUGGAUUACAUGUGCAUCAGAAGGUUCACACUGGGGAGAAACCGUUCAUUUGCUCUGAGUGUGGGAAGACAUUUGCUCAGUCGUCCAAGUUACAGCAGCACCAGCGAACGCACACUGGGGAAAAACCGUUUACCUGCCCUGAGUGCGGGAAGAGAUUCACUCAGGCAUCCAAUUUACAUUCACACCAGGAAACUCACACUGGGGAGAGAUCAUUCACCUGCUCCGACUGUGGGAAGGGAUUCGCUGAGUCAUCCACUUUGCAGGUACACCAGAGAAUUCACACUGGAGAGAAACCGUUCACCUGCCCUGAGUGCGGGAAGAGUUUCACUCAGUUGUCCAACUUAAAUCAACAUCAGAGAACUCACACUGGAGAGAAACCGUUCACUUGCUCCGAGUGCGGGAAGAGAUUCUCUCAGUUGUCCAACUUAAAUCAACACCUGAGAACUCACACUGGAGAGAAACCGUUUACUUGUCCUGAGUGCGGAAAAGGAUUCACUCAGUUGGUGAACUUACAUCAACACCGGAGAACUCACACCGGAGAAAAGCCAUUCACCUGCCCUGAGUGUGGGAAGAGAUUCACUCAGUUAGCCAACUUACAUUCACACAUGGGAACUCACACUGGAAAAAAAACAUUCACCUGCUCUGAGUGCGGGAAGGGAUUUGCUCAGUCUUCUAAGUUAUGCGAACACUGGAGAACUCACACCGGGGAAAAACCGUUCAUCUGCUCUGACUGUGGGCAGGGAUUCGCUCAGUCAUCCACCCUGCGUGUGCACCAGCGAACACACACUGGAGAGAAACCGUUCGCUUGCCCUAACUGCGGGAAGAGUUUCACUCAGUUAUCCAACUUACAGCAGCACCAGAGGACUCACUGUAAACUGCGCACUGUCAGGAAGGCGAGAUCACAUCCAGAGGAUGAGAGGAGGGGCCGGUUGGAGGAUGAGCAAACUGGCCACAGUGCUGUGGUACAAGGAGCUAUUCAAGAUGGGGAAGAAAAGAGAAAUGUAGCUGUAAUCGGGGAUUAUAUAAUCAGGGGAAUAGACCCUGUUCUGUGUGGGCAGGAUCAAACCUGGUGUUUGGAUUUAGGAUAUCCUAUCCAAGCUGCAGAUUCUCAGGCUGUUGACAGUGAUGUGAUGGUUUUGAUGACACAGUUGGAUGAAAGGGAAAGCCCUCGGAGCAACAAUUCUGGGAGGAAAUCUAGCAAGAAGGGCAAUGAAACUGUUAACACUGUGUACCAUGUCGACGACUACACCAAAGAAGAAUCUAUGAAACAGCUGUGCACAAUAGAUCAGCAUUGGACAGAUCUUGCAAUGAGACAAUAUUGGACCGCUGUCCUCGCAACAGCGCUAUCAAUAGAUUUUGAUCAUGGCGAAUGCCGAAUUGCAAAUGAUAUCCAAGUCCAGAACAUUGUGAAGAUUGUUGGACUUCGCCAUCACACUGGGUUCACAGAAGGUGCCGUGGAAAUUGAGAUGCAGCUGGAAGUGCCAGCCAUCGCCAGAGUUCUCAAUGAGCAAAAGGAUGUGAAACUCGCUCGUUUCAAGAUAUCCAAAUGUUAUACACAGUUCCAUCAUACAGACUGCCCAGAUUUGUUUUUCUUUAACCUUUCACAAGAUGUGGGCGACACCAGCGAGGCUGGCAUUUGGUGCCGCCCAUCACCAAAAGGGACACCCACAAGGAGUGGUGAAUAUUGUGCAAUCAUCGGGGAGCAAUAUGAUAAAGGGAAGGUCAUUGCUGAGUCAGCUAUAUCUCUGGUGUACAAUGAGUUGAGAGGAGUGCUUGAACCCAGUCCCGCAGUGAGAGCACAUGAACGGGGUCUCCUCACUGUGAACCCGCUGGUGGGUCAGCAGGGUGGACGAGGACGUGAAGCCCUUCCCGCACUCGGAGCAGGUGAAUGGCCUCUCCCCGGUGUGAACCCGCUGGUGCGCCAGAAGAACAGACGAAGCAGUGAAGCCUUUCCCGCACUCGGAGCAGGAGAACGGCCUCUCCCCGGUGUGGACCCGCUGGUGGGUCAGCAGGUUGGACGACUGAGCGAAGCCCUUCCCGCACUCGGAGCAGGUGAACGGUCUCUCGCCGGUGUGAACCCGCCGGUGUACACUGAGGUCAGACGAGCGCCUGAACCCAGUCCCGCAGCGAGGGCAACCGAAUGGCUUCUCCUCGGUGUGAACCCGUUGAUGGCAUGCCAGUUCAUCGUAGCUUUUGUGGCACUUCCCACACUCGGAGCACUUAAACGGUCUCUCCUCAGUGUGAACCCGUUGGUGUCUCAGCAGGUUGGACGAUUGUGUGAAGCCCUUCCCACACGCAGAGCAGGUCAGAUGAUCUGGCGAAGCCUCGUCCACACACAGAACACGCGUACGGUUUCUCGGCACCGGGAACGGUGCUUGUUUCUUCCAUGUUCCAAUCCGGGUGAGGCCUCGCUUAUAAUAAACUGGCUGGAUCCAACAGAACCUGAUGUGACGGUUCACUUGAUUCUCCGAACAGAAAAUCCUCAGGUUUUAAUACGCUGUGAAACUGAACGAAAACGGAACGAGGAAAUUGAGACACCGCACUCAAAAAACACAAAGGCGCAUUGCGAAAUUAAACUGCAUGAACGUGCCACCAAGAGCUUUAUGAAAUAUAUAAAAGUGCAGAGAGAAAAGAAAGUGAACUUGAGUUCCUUAGAGAAUGAGAGUGGGAAAUUAACACUGGAGAACCAGAACAUGGCAGAGGAUUUGAGUCAGUACUUUGCAUCAGUCUACAUAGCAGGGACAACACGGUGUCUCAGCAGUGCCAGGGACUUGGUCGAACGAGCGAGUGAAUCCUUUGCCACAGGCCAAGCAAGUGAAGGGUCUCUCCCCAGUGUGACUGCGCUGGUGGACAGUGAGGUGAGACGAUUGUCUGAACCCAGUGCCACAGUGAGAGCACCGGAACGGUCUCUCGCCAUUGUGAACUCGUUGGUGUUUCAAGAGGAUGAGAGCACCAGUAAUUAUUCCCAAACUCUAACUGCUCUGGAAAAAAUGGGGAACUUCCUUCUUGAGCCACUGAAGUCUUUGACAGGAGCUUCGUCUUGUGUGGAUGAUCACGUGCCUUCAUCCGUCCCGGGUCCCGCCCAUCGGCCCCGCCCCCUCCGUUUCUAUAUCUAUUGGCCACAACCACUGCCAAUCACCCGGGUCCGAUCGCAUGGCGUCACUGUCCGCGCCUCAGGGGCAGCCGAGGUGAUGAUGUCCACUGUGUCCAUCUCAGAUUCUGAGGUAUCAUCAAUGCUUGACAGAGAAGUAGAAGCCACGGAUUCUGGAAUAGAACUGAUUAGCCCAACCGAAUUCAGGGAUUACCUGGCCAUUCCCACGAAUGUGGUGGAUCUGCUGGCCAUAAUUUUUGUCUUUGUUGACACUGGGGGCACUGGUCCACCAACGCAGCUCUGUCUAUAUCAAAUCCUGGCCACCAGAUAUAACAUCUCACCAAAUCUUCAUUUUGAAAACCCCUGCAGGACAGCUAUACGCAUGCGCAGUGUUCUGGAUCCCCUUCGGAAGGGCAAAGAAAGGUGCAGGAGAAAGGGAGUCUGCAAUGGGCGGGAGGGCAUGCAGUCUUCAUUAAAGGCCACAGCAGAGCUAUGGCUCCGACUAUGGAUCUCCAAGGCCCACUCUUGCAACCCCGAGGCUUCUUCCGAGGAGCAGACCCCAACGGCAUACGCCAUGCAGAAGUAUGCGCAGUGUCAGUCUGGGAAGGUUCAGGCGGUCAAGACUGUGGGGAAGCGUAGCGGAGGAUCGGAGACAGCGGAUUAUCGUGAACUUUUGAGCAUGGAAGGAGAAAGCACUGGCAACAGUGGCAAGAAAUCGCCCAUGUGUUCUAUUAGUGGCCAAGACUUCAGCCAACCAUCUGACCUGUUAGAACAUAAAUGUAAUGAUGAUGGGCAGAAACCGUGGAAAUGUGGGGACUGUGGGAAGGGAUUCAAAUCUGCUCCAAAGCUGGAAAGGCAUCAGUGCCGUCACAGUGGGGAGAGGCAAUUCACUUGUUCCAAGUGUGGGAUGGGAUUCACUGAGCCAUCCAUAUUGCUGACACAUGAAAGAGCUCACACUGAAGAGAGACCUUUUAAAUGCUCAGAAUGUGACAAGUGCUUUAAAAGUUCUGAGGAACUGAUAUUGUGUCAGCACAUUCACUCUGAGGAGAGACUAUUCAAGUGCUUUCACUGUAGGACUGCGUUCAGGCGAUCAUCCCACUUCAUUGCACACCAGCGAGCCCACACAGGGGAGAGGCUGUUCCUGUGCUCUGAUUGUGGAAAGGGAUUCACUCAGUCAUCAAACUUACUCACACACCAGUGCACGCACACUGCGGAGAGACCAUUUACCUGCUCCAGCUGUGGGAAGGGAUUCACUCAGCUCUCCAAUCUACUGAGACACCAGCGAACCCAUACAGGUGAAAGACCUUUUAAAUGUCCAGACUGUGGGAUGUGCUAUAAAAGGUCUGGGGAAUUGAUGCGCCAUCAAUGUACUCAUACUGAUGAGAGACCGUUCAAGUGCCCUUAUUGUGGGACUGGGUUCAAGCGAUCAUCCUACCUCACUGUGCACCAGCGAAUUCACACAGGGGAGAGGCCAUUCAGCUGCUCUGAGUGUGGCAGGGGUUUCACUCAGCUAGCUCAUCUGCUGACGCACCAGCGCGUGCACACUGGGGAGAGACCAUUUACUUGCUCUGACUGUGGGAAGAGAUUCACUCAGCUCUCCAACCUACUGAGACACCGGCGAGUUCACACUGACGAGAGGCCGUUUAAAUGCCCAGACUGUAGCAAGUUCUUUAAAAGUUCCAGGGAACUGAUCUCCCAUCAACAUAUUCAUACUGACGAGAGACCUUUCAGAUGCUCUCACUGUGUGAUUGCAUUCAGGCGAUCAUCUCAACUCACUGUGCACCAGCAAAUUCACACCAGAGAGAGACCAUUUACCUGCUCUGAGUGUGGGAAAGGAUUCAGUGAUUCAUCCAACUUGCAGAUACACCAGAGGGUUCACACCGGGGAGAGACCUUUUAAAUGUCUGGACUGUGUGAAGUGCUUUAAAAGUUCUGGGGAGCUGAUGUCCCAUAAGCAUGUUCACACGGACGAGAGACCAUUCAAGUGCUCUCACUGUGGGACUGGGUUCAAGCACUCGUCUCAAUUUACAGUCCAUCAGCAAGUUCACACCGGGGAGAAGCCGUUCACCUGCUCCGUGUGUGGGAAGGGGUUCAGUGAUUCAUCCAACUUGUUGAUACACCAGCGAGUUCACACCGGGGAGAGACCUUUUAAAUGCCCAGAGUGUGGGAAGUGUUAUAAAAGUUCAGGGGAACUCAAGUCCCAUCAACGUGCUCACACAAACGAGAGACCAUUCAGCUGCCCUCGCUGUGGGAUGAAGUUCAAGCGAUCAUCACACCUCACUGUACACCAGCGGGUUCACAGUGGGGAAAAGCCAUUCUCCUGCUCCAAGUGUGGGAAGGGAUUCCCUCAAUUAUCGCACCUACAGAGACACCAGGGAAUUCACAAGUAACUGCAGGGACUGGAUUUUGCUGUUUAAUCACAUUCGGAACCGAACCAUAUUCAUUGUGGUUCUGUUCCUGUUAAUUUUAUUGAACUCCAGUUACACGUGUUAAUGUUCCAAAUAAAAGUCAAAUAA